AAAACGAGAAUUCAGACACCGCCAUCUUGUAACUCAUUGUUUACACCGGUGCCUGCGGUGACCUGUUUAGAAUUCCAUUUUCCAAUCCGAAGACAUCGACCGUGUUUGGGUUGUUUUCAUCAUCUUUCCAUUAUGAAUGCACUUCCAGGGCAAAUAGCCUUCGAUGAAUAUGGGAGGCCAUUUGUUAUUCUUCGAGAUCAAGAAAGGAAAUCUCGAUUGACGGGGAUUAAUGCCCACAAGUCUCACAUUCUGGCUGCCAAAUCGGUGGCCAAUGUGAUCAAGACGUCCCUGGGGCCCAAGGGCCUGGACAAGAUGAUGAUCGGCCCCGACGGAGAUGUGACUGUCACCAACGAUGGUGCCACCAUUCUUGAUCUGAUGGACGUCGACCACCAGGUGGCCAGGCUAAUGGUUCAGUUGUCCAAGUCACAAGACGAUGAGAUCGGGGAUGGAACCACUGGUGUUGUGGUAAUGGCUGGAGCUUUGCUGGAACAGGCAGAGAAGCUGCUGGACAGAGGCAUCCACCCUAUACGUAUCUCCGAUGGCUACGAGAUGGCCGCCAAGGUUGCGGUGGCACAGCUGGACAAGAUCAGCGAGACUUUCGCGGUGGACCUCAAGGAUCCAGAGCCCCUCAUCAAGCUGGCCAUGACCACCCUGGGCUCCAAAAUCGUUAACCGAUGCCAUCGGCAGAUGGCGGAGAUUGCCGUGAAUGCCAUCCUGUCUGUGGCAGACUUUGAGCGCAAGGACGUGGACUUUGAGCUGAUCAAGGUGGAGGGCAAAGUGGGCGGCAAGCUGGAGGACACCAUGCUGGUGAAGGGCGUCAUCGUCGACAAGGACAUGAGUCACCCACAGAUGCCCAAGAGCGUGAAAGACGCCCGCAUCGCCAUCCUGACCUGCCCAUUUGAGCCCCCCAAACCCAAGACCAAGCACAAGCUGGACGUGACCAGUGUAGAAGACUAUCACAAGCUGAGAGACUACGAGAGAGAGAAGUUCGAGUCCAUGGUGCAGACAGUGAAAGACAAGGGAGCCAACCUGGUCAUUUGCCAGUGGGGUUUUGACGACGAGGCCAACCACCUCCUGCUGCAGAGAGAGCUGCCUGCGGUCAGAUGGGUGGGCGGACCCGAAAUUGAGCUGAUUGCCAUCGCCACCGGUGGGCGCAUUGUGCCCCGGUUUGAGGAGCUGACGGAGGAGAAGCUGGGCAAGGCCGGUAUCGUGCGGGAGCUCAACUUUGGCACAACGAGGGAGCGCAUGCUGGUCAUAGAGGAGUGCCACAACUCCAGGGCUGUCACCAUCUUCAUCCGUGGUGGUAACAAAAUGAUUGUGGAUGAGGCAAAACGCAGUAUUCACGACGCCCUGUGUGUGAUUCGUAACAUCGUCCGAGACAACAGAAUUGUCUAUGGCGGGGGUGCCCCUGAGAUCUCCGCCUCCCUAGCUGUGCAGGAAGCUGCUGAUAAGAUCUCCACGCUAGAACAGUACGCCGUCCGCUCGUUCGCCCAGGCACUGGAGAGUGUGCCCCUGGCGCUGGCGGAGAACAGCGGCCUGUCACCCAUCCACACCCUGGCCGAGGUCAAGUCGAGGCAGGUGAAGGAGAGCAACCCCUUCCUUGGAAUCGACUGCCUCAACAAAGGAACAAACGACAUGAAGCAGCAGCAUGUGAUUGAGACGCUGACAGCCAAGAAGCAACAGAUCCUGUUAGCCUCCCAGCUGGUGCGCAUGAUUCUCAAGAUUGACGACAUACGAGCCCCGGCGGAUAUGAGCAUGUAGUUGUUUCUUCAUAAUCAAUACUGUACAUGUGUGUGUGCGCGUUUGCUUGAUUGUUUGUCCUCGCUGCUGUCCAGUGUUUAUAUCAAUCAUUGUUCCUGAAGCUUUUACAUGGCAUUGUGUUGUUGGAGCAGUCAAUCAGAGUGAGAAAUGCGUUCAGAGAGGGUGACUUGUCAGUAUGGUCAUGUUUAGUUGUAUAAGUUUUUUAAGAUUUUUUUUUUCCCUCCUGUUCUCACCAUCAUUUGCUCACCGUUCAUUGAAUACGAGAGCCCAUUGUAUUUUUUUCUGUUUGUGUUUUUCGUUGGUUGUAAGAUUAUGAACAAAUAACCAGCAUUUCUGGACUUUUCAACGGGUGUAUCAGGAAGGACUGGUAGGUGUAGUGCGGCUUUUUGUUUCCCCUAUAUACAGAUCUGUCAAGUCCUCUGAUAAAACCAGGGGCUGGGAGGGAGUUGCCGACUGAAUCCUUAAUUGAGGAUUCUGAAAAAAACUGCCUCUAUUUUUAGUUGUCGAGUGCAUGGCAGAUGUGCAUAGUUUUGGGACAUGAUGUUUCGAUUGCUUGGUUUUUAUGUUGCAUGUACUGACUGCUUGUACAAAACAAAAAAAUAUGGUUUCAAUGCAAAAUGCAAGUUGUGUGAUAGUUUUUUUUUAACCAUUGCGUAUUUCUUAAAAUAAACAUUUUGAAACGUCUA
This is a messenger RNA of Aplysia californica (California sea hare), 2447 nucleotides long. Its product is annotated as T-complex protein 1 subunit epsilon. The transcript is spliced from 10 exons. Gene Ontology annotation, biological process: protein folding. Gene Ontology annotation, molecular function: ATP-dependent protein folding chaperone; ATP hydrolysis activity; ATP binding. Lineage: Eukaryota; Metazoa; Mollusca; Gastropoda; Aplysiida; Aplysiidae. The record is from RefSeq and is a predicted model, not a curated record. Gene Ontology annotation, cellular component: chaperonin-containing T-complex. The coding region runs from base 133 to 1761 and encodes 542 amino acids.